UUUGUCUGAUUUCAUGGUAAUCCUGCGGACAGAGUUCAUGGUCCGUCGCUUUGUUUGCCCUCUCGCUUUAUUGACAGAGCUCGAUGUUGGUGUGCUUUGAUGGCAUAAGAAACCGCUUCCUUUUGUCCGGGAGUAAACCAGGAUGUCACUGAAGCAUGAACAGAGAGGCUCGUUGACUUGGCGCGUUGCCUCUCCGGCUAAGUUUGCAGAGCUGAUGCCAUUCCCUCAACUCAAAUAAGGAGCGUAUCGCGCUGUCCGCCAUUCUCUGCUGCCACACAGGUCCAGCACGUUGCUGGGGAAAUAGGAAUGCCGUUGGAUUACCGUAGACUGUUGGAAAAAUAAAAAAAGGAUUUUCAUGUAGAUGAAUGAAAGAGGGAGGGGUCAGCUCCUCGCUGUGCGUCUGGAAUGAUGGCUGUGUUCUUCUUCCUUGCUCUCGUCCAAUCGGUGAGCUGCAGCUCAAAUGGUUCCUGCCCUCAUCACACGCAGCCCCUCCCCGCCCCAGACUCCACGUCUCUGUCGCCAAACCUUUCUCCCUUCCUUUCUCCUCAUGGGUUUGCUGGUUGGUACCUGCUCUCUCUCUGCUGCUUAAUUUUUUUUGGGUAAAAAAAAAAAAAAAAAGAAUUGAAUAGAAGGGUUUAAGGAAAAACCAAGAGUGGGAUUUUUUUUAUAUUAAAUUUUUUUUAGCUUCUAAUCAGCAGAGGUGAGAGAUGGAAAAGCAGCAGCCGUGUGCUUUGAGCAGAAACCCUCAUACUCUGAAUACAUGGAAGGCUCACGAGCUGUACUACCUGAAAAUGCAGAGAAGCAAAGAAAAGAUGGAGCGGGAGAAAACUGACGAAAACGAGUAUCAGGGCAAGAGGAAACUGAAGGUGUGUGUGGCGACAUGCAACAGAGCCGAUUACUCCAAGUUAGCUCCCAUCAUGUUUGGGCUGAAAUCCCACCCUGAAGAGUUUGAACUGGAAGUGGUGGUGCUCGGCUCCCAUCUCAUUGAUGAUUACGGAAACACGUUUCGUAUGAUUGAGCAGGAUCACUUUGACAUUGGCUCCAAACUCCACACCAUCGUAAGAGGAGAAGACGAAGCAGCCAUGGUGGAGAGCGUGGGGCUGGCCCUGGUGAAGCUCCCCGACGUCCUGCAGAGACUCAACCCCGACAUCCUGGUCGUACACGGCGACCGCUUUGACGCGCUCGCUCUGGCAACCGCUGCCGCGCUGAUGAAUAUUCGGAUACUUCAUUUGGAAGGAGGAGAGGUUAGCGGCACUAUCGACGAUUCAAUCCGCCACGCGAUCAGCAAGCUGGCCCAUUAUCAUGCCUGCUGCACGCGCAUGGCAGAGCAGCACCUCAUCGCCAUGUGCGAGGACCACUCUCGCAUCCUCCUGGCCGGCUGCCCUUCAUACGACAAGCUGCUGUCCACUCAUCACCGGGACGACUACAUGGACAUCAUCAGGAGCUGGCUAGGCGACAAGGCGACGGACCGUGACUACAUUGUGGCGCUGCAGCACCCAGUCACCACAGACAUCCAGCACUCCAUUAAAAUCUACGGACUGAUGCUGGACGCGCUGAUCUCCUUCAACAAGAAGACGCUCAUUCUCUUUCCUAAUAUUGAUGCUGGGAGUAAGGAGAUGGUGCGUGUCAUGCGAAAGAAAGGCAUCGAGCAGCACCCCAACUUUCGGGCAGUGAAGCACAUUCCCUUUGAGCAGUUCAUCCAGCUGGUGUGCCACGCGGGCUGCAUGAUAGGAAACAGCAGCUGCGGAGUGCGGGAGGCCGGGGCCUUCGGCACGCCGGUCAUCAACCUGGGAACAAGGCAAACAGGCAGAGAAACAGGUGAAAAUGUUCUACAUGUCAGAGACGCUGACACCCAUAACAAGAUCUACCAUGCCCUCGAGCUUCAGUUUGGCAAGCGAUACCCCGGCUCUAAAAUCUAUGGCGACGGAAACGCGGUGCCUCGUAUCCUAAAGUUUCUGAGUGACAUUGACCUGGAAGAGCCCCUCCAAAAGACCUUCUGCUUCCCCCCUGUGAAAGACCCCAUAUCGCAGGACAUCGAUCACAUCCUGGAGACACAGAGCGCUCUGGCCGUCGACCUGGGAGGGACCAACCUGAGGGUGGCCAUUGUCUGCAUGAGGGGCAACAUAGUAAAGAAAUACACUGAGCCCAACCCUAAGACGUUCGAGGAAAGGAUGCGUUUGAUAUUAAAGACGUGCAAAGAUGCUGUGCGAGAUGCUGUGCACCUCAACUGCAGAAUCCUUGGCGUUGGCAUUUCCACCGGUGGACGCGUAAACCCACAGGAAGGCAUCGUCCUUCACUCUACCAAGCUGAUCCACGAGUGGUCCUCCGUGGACCUGAGGACCCCCAUCUCGGACGCCCUGGGUCUACCCGUCUGGGUCGACAACGACGGCAACUGUGCCGUGCUGGCCGAGAAGAAGUUUGGCCACGGCAGGGGGGUAGAAAACUUUGUCACAGUCAUCACAGGAACAGGUGAGAAAGAAGGUAUUGGAGGAGGGCUUAUCCAUAACCAUGAGCUGAUCCAUGGUAGUACCUUCUGUGCUGCUGAGCUGGGCCACAUCAAGGUUUCCCUGGAAGGCCCAGAGUGUUCGUGUGGCAGUCAGGGCUGCAUAGAAGCCUUUGCGUCUGGUAUGGCCCUGCAGAGGGAGGCGAAACGGUUGCAUGACGAGGACCUGCUGAAGGUGGAGGGGAUGGAUAUGAACCUUGCUGAGCCAAUCACUGCUGCCCACCUCAUCAGCGCAGCCAAUAAUGGCAACUCCAAAGCCAACGCCGUCCUGCACAAAGCAUCCAUGGCACUCGGUGUUGGGAUUGUAAACAUCCUCCACAUAGUCAACCCCUCGCUGGUGAUUUUAUCUGGAGUCCUGGCCUCGUAUUACCAGGCCCCAGUGCAGGACGUCAUCAAAGAGAGAGCACUUGUCUCCGCCCAGAGCAUCAAGGUCCUCAAAUCUGACUUGGAAGAACCGGCCUUACUUGGCGCUGCUAGCAUGGUGUUAGACUACGCAACUAGAAGGACAUACUGAAAAGUGUCGGUUCUGAAAAUGUCAGAGCACACUUGAACACGUUUUACCGGAACAUACCGAGUACAUGUUUGAUAAGGAGCACGGGCUUCUAGUAAAGACUUGAAUCAAAUAUUGCAAUUAAUCCUUAUCCUAAUUUAAACUUGGAUUGUUUUUUUUUUAUGGGUCUUACUUGGUUUAGUUUUUAAUUGGGGGAGGGCUUGAGUGAUAGACUAGAUUAUAACAGAAUAUUAAUUUUUUCCUGUCUGAAAAGCUAAAUUAUUUUUGUGUGUGUUUUUUACCAUCUAAUUUGUGAAGCAUUUACCAGUUGCCUUUGUGUUUUGCUGAAUUUAAGCAACCACAGAUUUUAUCCAUCCGUGUUUCUUCCGUUAACGUCACCACUGACAGCUAUGUUGACACCAUUGUGGUUAAGGUUGUGAACCAUUUUGUUUACUUUUUUUAUUUUUAUUUUUUAUUUUAUUUUUUUACACACAAACAUUUGUGCUAGUUCUUGGCUCUGCCAGUCCAAACAAAAAAAGCUCUGGAACUAUCCGAGCUUUUUAUGACAGUUUUUAAAGCACUAAGGCUACUAUGUGCACUUUGUUGGAGACAAUCUUAUUGUUGUAAUCUGCGUCUGUUUGGUGUGCAAAAAUUGGUGAUGGAGAACAGCAGCGAAAAGUUGAUGUCUGCCACCUGAAUUGCAACCUACACUUCACUGGCGAUUAUUUUUAUAUGACGAGAUUCCUGUUGUGUUUAGUCGUUCUUUGUUUUUCUUUUUUUCUUUUUUUUUUUUUGCUCAGAACUUGCCAAAUUCUUCAUUUUGCCCCUCCUGAUAUUCUCAUCUUCUUGGCAGAUUUGUUUUGCUGUAUGGUUCACUUUCGUCAAACCUCUGCUAGUGUCUUGUGAGUUGUCAGAAACUGUUUCCAAAUCCAAAUGGCGCCCUUGAAAUGGUCCCCAGACGUUCCCACGUUAAAGUUCCCAAAAUAUUCAUUCAGUUUAGGGUUUAUUUGCUUUGGUUUAAAGAUUAUCGUCUUCUCUGUAAUCCCAAAGUCAUUGUAUCACUUUAACCUGAAUGUUUUGGGGUAAUAAAACCAUACUGUAGUUCUUCAUCACCAAGAACUGCUUUGACACAGUGGACCGAUUAAUUUUUAUUUUUUUACUGGAAUUAAAAACUGUUCUGAUCAAAUUUUAACAUAAUUGUAUUAUGUUUGUGUUUCUGCUGCUAUUUGGGUUGUCCACAAAAGAAGUACUUUUGUUUCUUGGGUGGGGGAAUGGAAUCCUGGAUAUUAUAAACUGACUUAUGGUGGGAAGUGUGCAACAUGCUGGAAAUAUCUCUUAUUGGCUCCCUACAGUAAAAUGAAGCUUUAUUUAAGCUCACAGAGCUUUUUUUUUUUUGUUUUUUUUAAACAAAACUCAGAUGUGACCAAAGUUUUGUCAAGGCGUUUUGCUGUACAGUAGCUUCUAUUUCCGUUAUGAUGAAUAAAUUUGUCAGUUUUCUCUA
Molecule: messenger RNA, 4494 nt
Organism: Fundulus heteroclitus (mummichog)
Lineage: Eukaryota; Metazoa; Chordata; Actinopteri; Cyprinodontiformes; Fundulidae
Gene: gne
Product: glucosamine (UDP-N-acetyl)-2-epimerase/N-acetylmannosamine kinase
Exons: 15
Coding region: 708-3017 (769 amino acids)
Biological process (GO): UDP-N-acetylglucosamine metabolic process
Molecular function (GO): UDP-N-acetylglucosamine 2-epimerase activity; hydrolase activity, hydrolyzing O-glycosyl compounds; N-acylmannosamine kinase activity
Source: RefSeq, a predicted model, not a curated record